GAGAGGAGAGGCUGGAAACAUGUCAAUAGUUCAAUAUGUCAUCAUAAAUGUGUUAUUCUGCACUAAAGACAUGUUCUAGUUCUCUCUACUUCGAGUCAUGAUGGUUCUGGUUCAAGUCGUAAGUAUCAGAUCAGUACUCUGUAUCCAGGUACCGGAAUCAGUAUCGAGAAGGAAAAGAUCAGAACAUCUCUUUGUCAUGUCUUCGGUUUUGUCCGUCUGUUCUCAUGAAUGUCUCAGGAACGCUUUCAGGGAAUCUCUUCAUAUCUCUUCAAACAUCCACUUCGACUCGAGGAUGAACGGACUAGAAUGUGUCGGUCAAACGUCACUGUGACCAAACACAUUUUUGUCCAUAAUUUAAGAAUUAAUUUGCUGGUUAUGACACAAAUGUCUAAUAGGAUCAAAUGAAGACGUGAAGACAUUUGAUCUGCUUCUUCCCAGCACAGCUCUCAACUCAACACCUUUUAACGCUUAAAUCACACAAAGAAGAGUUUCACAUCACAGAAAGCUUUGCUGCUGUUUACGAGUCUUUACUAUCUUAUUGUGGUCUCUCUUAAUAUAUUCAUGAAUUAUUUACUUUUUAAAGAGAGCUGAAAGUUCGUUGUUGAAUGCAGAAUGCAUUGUUUUUAACUUGUACCGAUGACACUGACACACUUUCUCUGAGAAAUACUAAAUACUUCAAAGAUUUGGCUUUAAUAAUGUAUUCUUCAGAUACAAGCAAUCUCUAAAGAAUGUAUGUUGCAGGAAAUUAUUCUUUUUUUAAUAGAUGUCAUCAAAAUCAGGGAAAUCUAAUAGUCACAUUAGCUCGUUUAGACUCAGUGAAGCAGCUGAUUGACCUGCAGUCCGUCAUAGAAAAGCACAAACACACAUUACCCAAAUGUACUCAUACUUAAUACCUCAGCUGUGUACUUGUACUACGUGUCGGGCGCAGAGUUUCUCUUCCUGAUGAUGGUGAUGGUGAUGGUGAUGAUGAUGAUGAUGAUGAUGAUGAUGAUGAUAUACAUUUAAAAGCUGCUUUAAUGUUGAGGCUCAGUGAGGUGGAGGAGAGAAUAUUCUUCUAAUGUUUACUUUUUGCUCGAUUAACGUUGAAAACGUCUUUAAGAAUCACGAUGAAUGAAGCAGAGCCCGUUAAUGCUGAGAGGACAGAAAUCAUGUGUGGAGACAGAACAGAUUUCUGUAAAGUUAAACUCUCAGAAGAGUUAUGCAAUGAAGCUAAAUGUGGUGCUAAAGGUUUCAGCUGUUUACAGACAGCGUUCGUUCUCAGUCGUAGUGUUUGUGGGUCACAUGAUGGGAACUCUAACCCAGUUAACAUGGAUGCUCGUCAUAAAAUGUUAAAUUUUUCAAAUUUGCAUUAUCUCACUCACAGGAACUUACGUUUAUUGUACAUUUCUAUACCUUUUGGAUGAGUAAAAUCAAUAAAUAACAGAAAUGAAGACACUAGAAGAGGACCUGUGUGUUGUGAGUCUUUGGUUAUUUAAAUAAUGUGUUGUAUAGCAGCGACUAUGUUUGGGGUAAAUCUUAUUCCAUGUUAUUAUCUCUGAUUGUUUGUAUUGUUCUUGAUAACCACGAGUUAGGUUUUGGUGCCUUCGACGCUCUCAUUUAAGUCAAACUCACUCAAUAGUCUCCAGCUCUUCACAGACUGUGUUUAUGUUUAUUAUCUCUUCAGCUGAUAUAACGGAGCGUUUCUCUCCAUCACUGUGUUACUGAACAGCUUUUAAAUCAUUUCAGGAUCACCAAACCGCUGACGUUUGCCGACUGUGUUGGAGACGAGCUGCCUCUCGGGUGGGAGGAGGUUUAUGACCAGCAAGUGGGAGUUUACUACAUCGACCACAUCAACAAGACCACCCAGAUCGAGAACCCGCGAACUCAAUGGCGGCAGGAGCAGGAGCGCAUGCUGAAGGAGUACCUGGUGGUGGCCCAGGAGGCCCUCAAAGCCAAGAAGGAGAUGUACCUGGUGAAGCAGCAGCGUCUGGAGCUGGCUCAGCAGGAAAUGCUGCUCUUCCACGAGCUCUCCGAGGACAAUCGCUCCAUCACCAGCACGCUCUCCGGCUCGUCCUCAAACUCCAAAUACGACCCCGACCAAAUCAAAGUGGAGGUGGCUUGUAGACGAGAACGGCUCUCCAGACUGAAGCAGGAGCUGGCUCAGGUGAAGCAGGAGCUGCAGUACAAGGAAAUGGGAGUGGAGACCCUGCAGGAGUGAGUGUUUCUCUGCCUCCUCCCUCCUUUUCCUCCCUCCCUUUUCCUCCCCCCUUUUCCUCUCGUGACCACCACCCGUCUCCUUCCUACAACCCUGCUGCUCCCUUUUUCUGUUCCCUCUCACCCUCAGUGUCUCCUUGUGUUCAGACAGAAUAUUUAGCAGAUUUUCACAUUUAAAAUCAUCUUUCUUCAGCUUCACGUGUCUCACAAAUACAGUUUGAUGAGAUAUUUAUAGAUAUUUAUUAAUAUCAGUGGGAACUCUAAAGAGCCAGAUGCCCUUUGACCCAAAUAGAAAAGUAGAAUCAGGAGAUCUGCUUCUUCAGCUUCUGUUUCCCUUUUAGUUUGCGUCGGUAUUUAAACAAAUAAGCGUCUUUUGUGCUGAGCGGUUCCAAAUUUCAUGUUCGAAUUAAAAAGGCUCCGCCUCUAAAAGAGGAAGAAAAAUAGAGAAAAGGGCAAAUGGAGGGAGGGUUUCUUUUGAUGGAAAAGGGUGGACUCCACCUCAGGAAGAGGAUGCACCAGUGGAGAGCAGGGAGCCAAGGCUCGGCCUGGAGAGGAAGUCACUCCAUGGAGGAGGAGGAGGGGGGGAGGAGGAGGUGUGGGCUUCGAGAACAGUUUAAAAACACAGAGAUAUCUGGCAGAAAAUUCCUCUGCACUUCCUGAGUCCUGGCAAAGAGAAAGAGAGAGAGAGUCUCUUAUCUCUGAGAUAAUACACGACUCCAGUGAUUCUCAGAAUAGACGGGAGAAUACACAGCUUGCAGAAAACAUGGACGCAUCCUCCUCUUGAGUGUGCGUGUGUGUGUGUGUGUGCGUGUGUGUGUGCGUGUGUGUCCUAUUGUUUUCUUCUGGGCUGGUUUCAGGCCCUCCCUCCGGCUGUUGUUUUCCAGAUCUCAGCUGUUGUCAGCAAUAUAGCUAAUUGUUCUCCGCUCCAUGUCUCAUCAGAUAAAGCAAAAACUUGUGCCGCAGGAAUGCU
Anarrhichthys ocellatus (wolf-eel) is the source of this 3163-nucleotide messenger RNA. RefSeq names its product protein WWC3-like. Bases 1889 to 2197 code for a protein of 102 amino acids. The record is from RefSeq and is a predicted model, not a curated record. The transcript is spliced from 4 exons. Lineage: Eukaryota; Metazoa; Chordata; Actinopteri; Perciformes; Anarhichadidae.